AUGCUUUCUUCUUUGCAUAUAUUUUUUUCAUUCUUUUCUCCUUUUUACUUCUUCAUUUUCCUCUUCUUCAUCUCCACACCGUGGAUUCUCUUUCAACUAUUUUAUUCGAUUUUGUCCUUUUCAUCUUUUUUCAAGAUUUUUUCCCCUCCUCUUUUUCUGCUUCAUUGUCUUCUUUUACUGACUUGUCUUCUUUUUCUUCAUCUUUUUUCUUUCAUUUCCUUUUUUAUUUGUGCUCUUCUUUCCCUUCCUUCUUUCUUUGAUCUUCACUUUAUUUUUCCAUCUUUCUUUUCCACGUCAUCCUUUCUUUCUUUAUUUCUUUCCUCCUUUCUUUCUUCCUUCCUUUCUUUCUUUCUUUCUUUCUUUCUUUCUUUCUUUCUUUCUUUACUUAUUCUUUUCUUCUUUGCACUUUUUCUCUUUCUUUUCUGUCUUCUUUUUCUCAUUUCUCUUUUCUUUUUCUUUACCUUUUUCUUCUUAUUUUUCUUCUUUCCCUUAAUUUAUUUUUUCUUUUCUUUUAGUCAAAUUUCUUCUUUCUUACCCUACACUUCUUCCAUGUCUUCUUUUCAGAUUCCUUCUUUCUUAUCCUCUCCUUCCUCUGCCUUUUCUUUCUUCUUUUCUGAUUUCUACUUUCUUACCCUCUCCUUCCUUCACCUUUUCUUUCUUUUCUUUUCUGAUUUCUUUCAUCAUUCUUUCUUCUCUUCCUUCUUUCACCUUUUCUUUCUCCACCUUUUCUUUCUUCUCUUUUUUCUUCUUUCUUACCCUCUCCUUCUUUCAUCAUUCUUUCUUCUCUUCAGUUUUCUUCUUUCUUACAUUUUAUUAUUUGUCCCCCUUUCUCACAAAUCACCUUGCUCUCCCAUAUUCACCACUGGUUAUACAUUUCUUUUUUCUUAUCCCCUCCUUCUUUCAUCAACAUUUUUUUCUUCUUUUCAGAUUCCUUCUUUCUCACCCUCUCCUUCUUCCAUGCGUUCUUUCUUCUUUUCAGAUUCCUUCUUUCUUUUCCUCUCCUUCCUCUGCCUUUCCUUUCUUCUUUUCAGCUUUUUUACCCUCUCCUUCUUUUUCUGCCUUUUCUUUGUUCUCUUCAGAUUUCUUCUUUCUUACCCUCUCCUUCUUUCAUCAACUUUUCUUUCUUCUUUUCAGAUUUCUUCUUUCUUAUCCUCUCCUUCUUCAACCUUUUCUUUCUUUUUUUUCAGAUUUCUUCUUUCUUAUCCUCUCCUUCUUCCACCUUUUCUUUCUUUUUUUCAGCUUUCUUCUUUCUUACUCUCUCCUUUCUCCACCUUUUCUUUCUUCUUUUCUGCUUUCUUACCCUCUCCUAAUGAUUAA
Acanthosepion pharaonis is the source of this 1317-nucleotide messenger RNA. The record is from the annotation of a GenBank genome assembly. Lineage: Eukaryota; Metazoa; Mollusca; Cephalopoda; Sepiida; Sepiidae.